Mesocestoides corti is the source of this 405-nucleotide messenger RNA. The record is from the annotation of a GenBank genome assembly. Lineage: Eukaryota; Metazoa; Platyhelminthes; Cestoda; Cyclophyllidea; Mesocestoididae.
AUGGCUGGAGUAUAUGAGGCUGAACAACCAGCCUUGCUCUGCAAGAACCUGCAAAGCAUGAAGUUCAUUCUCGCACUGGUCGCUUCUCUGGCGUUACUUGAACUGGUCUCCUCCUACACCUUCAUAGUCAGUGUAGAAACUGAUGAGGAAAGCGGAAGACCAUUUAUCACCUACGACGGCACCAAAUACUACCUUUCUGACGACGAAAGAUGCAACCGCGCAGUCUUCGUUCGUGGUGAUUGUGUAGUCAGUUUGUACCUUGGCAAAUCGGACCCCAGUGGACAUCGUUGGGGCGAUGCAAUUUGCAAGGGUCGGGCCAAUCCAAUGGACGACGAUUUCUGGAAGACUUACGUUGAAGAACGUCUGAAUGCAGCCCCUGGAUACAGUCGCAGCGAAUGCGCCUGA